Molecule: messenger RNA, 2770 nt
Organism: Heteronotia binoei (common prickly gecko)
Lineage: Eukaryota; Metazoa; Chordata; Lepidosauria; Squamata; Gekkonidae
Gene: SCARB2
Product: scavenger receptor class B member 2
Exons: 17
Coding region: 9-2099 (696 amino acids)
Biological process (GO): protein targeting to lysosome; receptor-mediated endocytosis
Cellular component (GO): cytoplasm; lysosome; membrane
Molecular function (GO): scavenger receptor activity
Source: RefSeq, a predicted model, not a curated record
UCGCCGCCAUGACGAGGAGGCUGUGCCACGGCGUCCUCGGGGUCGUGGCCGUGGCCCUGCUGAUCGCCAGCGUUUCGCUCCUGGUCACCCGCGUCUUGCAGAAAGCCGUGGACUGGGAGGUCCAGGAGGAAAUGGUGUUGAAGAAUGGUUCUGACACUUUAAAACUAUGGGAGGAGCCUCCACCGCCGGUAUACAUGCAGUUCUAUAUAUUUAACGUAACCAAUCCAUUAGAAAUCCUUGAUGGUGAGAUUCCCCGUGUGACAGAAAUUGGACCGUACACUUACAGGGAAGACCGACCCAAGGUGAACGUUCACAUUUUAGAGAAUGGCACAAAAGUAUCUUUUCUCAACCCGAGGACAUUUUACUUCGUGCCAGAGAUGUCGGCGGGUGACCCGAAAGUCGAUCUAAUCAGGACUGUGAAUGUGCCUGCAGUGUUUGCAAUGCAGAUGGCUGCAGCAACUCCCCUGCGGCUUCCGAUGGAGUUCCUGCUGCUGUUGUACAAAGAAGAAAUGUUCUCGAUACACACUGCCCACGAAUGGCUGUGGGGCUACGAAGACAGAUUCCUCCGCGCCAUGCACAAAAUGCGUCCUGUUGUCGAUUCCACAUUUGGCUUUUUUGAUAAGAUGAAUGGGACUGAUGAUGGAGAAUACAUUGUUCUCAGUGGAGAACGGAACUAUAAGGACUUCACCAGGAUUGUUGAAUGGAAAGGACAAAAGAGACUGGACUGGUGGACGUCACCCGAGAGUAACAUGAUAAACGGGACUGAUGGCUCUUCUUUUCACCCACUGAUAGACCCGGAGGAAACCGUCUAUAUUUUUGCCUCAGACUUCUGCAGGUCUAUACCUCUCGCCUACGAGAAGUAUGUUAAAGUGAAGGGCAUCCCAGCCUAUCGGUUUGUGCCUCCCGCAUCGUUUUAUGCAAAUGCCAGCGUAAAUAAGGACAACGCUGGGUUUUGUGUGCCAGCAGGACAGUGCCUUGGGACAGGGAUCCUGAAUGUUAGCACCUGCUUGCAAGGUGCACCAAUAUUAAUAUCACCGCCACAUUUUUACGCGUCUGCUGAGGAGUAUAUCAGAUUUGCAAUGCAGAUGGCUGCAGCAACUCCCCUGCGGCUUCCGAUGGAGUUCCUGCUGCUGUUGUACAAAGAAGAAAUGUUCUCGAUACACACUGCCCACGAAUGGCUGUGGGGCUACGAAGACAGAUUCCUCCGCGCCAUGCACAAAAUGCGUCCUGUUGUCGAUUCCACAUUUGGCUUUUUUGAUAAGAUGAAUGGGACUGAUGAUGGAGAAUACAUUGUUCUCAGUGGAGAACGGAACUAUAAGGACUUCACCAGGAUUGUUGAAUGGAAAGGACAAAAGAGACUAGACUGGUGGACGUCACCCGAGAGUAACAUGAUAAACGGAACUGAUGGGUCUUCUUUUCACCCGCUGAUAGACCCGGAGGAAACCGUCUAUAUUUUUGCCUCAGACUUCUGCAGGUCUAUACCUCUCGCCUACGAGAAGUAUGUUAAAGUGAAGGGCAUCCCAGCCUAUCGGUUUGUGCCUCCCGCAUCGUUUUACGCAAAUGCCAGCGUAAAUAAGGAAAACGCUGGUUUUUGUGUGCCAGCAGGACAGUGCCUUGGGACAGGGAUCCUGAAUGUUAGCACCUGCUUGCAAGGUGCACCAAUAUUAAUAUCACCGCCACAUUUUUACGCGUCUGCUGAGGAGUAUAUCAAGAGCGUUAAUGGCAUGCAUCCAAAUAAAGAGGAUCACCAGACGUUUCUGGAUAUAAACCCGACGACCGGAUUGCUGGUACGGGCGUGCAAACGCUUACAGAUCAACGUUUUCGUACAAAGUCUCCCAGAUUUUUUCCAAACAGGCAAUAUCAGAACAAUGAUUUUCCCGGUGUUGCAUUUAAAUGAGAGCGUCCUGCUGGAUGAUGAUUCUGCAGCGAAAUUGAGGCUUGCUCUGUUUGAAUCUUCUUUAUUAACCAGCGUUCCCUACAUCAUCAUGGCCGUGGGAGUUAUUUUUGGAAUAGUGUUUGUUGUUUUUGCCUGCAGGCCCUUCUGGCCAAAGGAAGAGGGUUCGGAAGACGAGAGAGCACCCCUCAUCAGGACUUCCUGACUCCGUUUCGCCAUCCCUUCUCACCGACGAUGAACUAUGCAAACUGCUCUUAACAGUCACUGCGACGCAGCACUCUUCGCUGUCCGCCUCCCCCCUCCAAACCUCCCCCCCCUUACACUAAUGUAAUGUUAACGGCUCUGCCUUUAUAAGUUUUGGAAUUCGAGGACAAUUAGGCUGGUGUGUUGAGCGCAGGAGCUGCAACGGCACUUCUUGGCUGCGUGAAGAGUGGGUUUAGAAUUCGUGGGGGGCAGUCACCACCAGUUCCACUGGUGCAGCCCCCCCCCCCUUGACUUUCGAGAGGCACUUAGCAGUCUAGACGGCUUCCUUCCACAGCCAGCCAGAGGAGGGUGUUUAAACUACCGCGACCCCUUCUUUAAUUUACUGGAUUGAUGCAACUCGACUUUUCCUUUUUGGGAUUUGACUACUUCUUGACAUCACGCCCUGACAUAUCUGUACUCUUCACUCUUGCAUGUUCAAGUGUUCUUCUGGGUACGAGACAUUCAGAGCUAAAACCCUGACUCGGGUGCAAGCUACUGAACGCCAGGGAGCUUUUGUUAGGCCAGCUAGACCUUGAUCCUACAGGGCAACCGGAGAGCUUCAAUUCUGAGGAUGCCGCGGACUUCGGCGUCAUCGCCAGGGGUGUGGUUGCAGAAUAGACUCAAUGCACUGUU